Messenger RNA from Dioscorea cayenensis subsp. rotundata (Guinea yam), 1599 nucleotides. Its product is annotated as zinc finger MYM-type protein 1-like. Gene Ontology annotation, molecular function: protein dimerization activity. The record is from RefSeq and is a predicted model, not a curated record. NCBI's taxonomy places the organism in Eukaryota, Viridiplantae, Streptophyta, Magnoliopsida, Dioscoreales, Dioscoreaceae. The coding region runs from base 1 to 1599 and encodes 532 amino acids. The transcript is spliced from 2 exons.
AUGAAGAUCGAUUAUCGCUCUCGUCUAACAACUAUUCUAGAUGUCGUACGAAUUCUUUUGGUACAAGGUCUUGCAUUCCGUGGUCAUGAUGAGUCUUCAAGUUCUAAAAAUAAGGGGAAUUUUUUGGAGAUACUCAAUUGGUAUGCAAAAAGGGUUGAGAAGGUUGGGAAUGUUAUUAAUGAAAAUGCUCCUGGGAAUAAUCAAUUAACUUCUCCAUUAAUUCAAAAACAGUUGGUGAAUGCAUGUGCUGCAGAGACAACGUUAGCAAUUAUUAAUGAAAUUGGUGACAGUAAUUUCUCACUAAUUGUUGAUGAGUCUCUAGAUAAAUCAAUAAAGGAGCAAAUGACAGUCAUUUUGAAGUUUGUGAACAAGCAAGGUCAGGUUGUUGAAAGAUUUCUUGCGAUUCAGCAUGUAGCCGACACUUCAACAUUUUGUCUAAAAGUAACUUUAGAUGAAUUAUUUGCUCGUCAUGGUUUAUCAAUUUCAAAAUUAAGAGGACAAGGGUAUGAUGGAGCCUCAAAUAUGAGAGGAGAAUUUAAUGGUCUGAAGACAUUGAUUUUAAAAGAAAAUCCUUUCGCGUUUUAUAUCCACUGCUUCGCCCACCAACUGCAAUUAGUAGUUGUUUCUGUUGCCAAAAGAAAAGGAAAGCAUCAAGAGACAAAUCUUGCAAAAGCAGGAGAUACUCGUUGGGGUUCACAUUUUACAACUUUGAUUCAUCUCUUGACAAUGUGGGAAUCAGUUUUAGAGGUUUUACAAAAUGUUUGUCAAGAUGGAUCAAUUGCAGAUCAAAAAGGUUUGGCAUCAAGCUUGAUUAGUAAAAUGGAGAGUUUUGAGUUUGUCUUUGUCUUGCAUUUGAUGAUGAAAGUGUUGGGGAUCACAAAUGAAUUAUCAAAUGCUUUGCAGCAGAAAGAUCAAAAUAUUGUCAAUGCCAUGGCGUUAAUUAAUAUUGUAAAAGAUCGUAUUCAAGAUUUCAGGGAUAACAGGUGGGAUGAGUUAUUAGAAGAGGUUCAAAGCUUCUGUGAUAGAAUGUAUAUUCCAAUACCUAACAUGGAAGAUAAAAUACCAGUUCGGGGUCGUUCUAGGCGUGAAGGGCAGUGGAUUACUUAUUAUCAUCAUUAUCACGCAGAGAUUUUUAUUGCAGUUAUUGAUUUAAUUGCCAUUGAGAUGAAUAAUCGGUUCACUGAGACAACUACAGAGUUGCUAGCUUGCAUAUCAUGUCUUGAUCCAAGAAACUCAUUUUCCAGAUUCAAUCAUGCCAAGCUACUUCGACUUGCAGAAAUCUAUUAUGAUGAUUUUUCUAUACAAGAUCUUCAAGUUCUAAAAGAGCAACUUCACACAUACAUUCAUGAUAUUAGAAGAUGUUCUGAUUUUGUUGAAUGUGAUGAUCUUGCAAGUCUUGCUGUGAAACUAGUUGAAAGUCGAAAGCAUUUGGUAUUUCCGUUGGUUUAUCGCCUUAUUGAAUUGGCUUUGAUCUUACCGGUGGCAACAACAUCAGUUGAAAGAUCUUUCUCGGCCAUGAAUAUCAUCAAAACCGAUUUGCGCAAUAAGAUAGGAGAUGAAUGGUUGAAUGAUAUGAUGAUAUGCUAUAUCGAACGCUAA